GUUUACUUUCUCUUUCGAUUAUAUCUGCGUUAUUACGCAAUUGUUCGUUACAUGUAUAAUACUAUUACAAAGCUGGAGAUAUUUUCUUUCAUUCUAUAUGCAAAUUUGGUAAGUGAACGUGAAAAUGUAGGUGUUAUUUACUGAAGAGAAAGUAAACAAAGAGAAUCUCUCAUUGGUUUAUGUGCCCUUAUGAAAUGUUCACGUCGAAUUGUCACUGCAGAAUUUAAUGUCAACAAAUUCACAUCGCGGGAAAACAUUUUACUUGUAUUUUCCUGUUGCUUACGAAUGCGUCACUACUUAGUUCAACAAAUGUUAUUGUUUCUUUAAACACUAUGCCUGAAUAUAGUAUCAAUGGAGUUCCGGUGAAUUUCCCGUUCGAACCUUACCAGGUACAGCGAGAUUAUAUGGCUAAAGUGAUCGAAUGUUUGCAAAACGGGACCAAUGGUGUUUUGGAAUCACCGACCGGCACAGGUAAGACUCUAAGCCUGUUGUGUUCAUCGCUGGCCUGGAUUCUGAACAAAAAAGCACAAGUGCAAGCAAAUAUGCAAACCAACAUCACCGAUUUGAAAGAAUUCGAGUUUACGAAGAAAAAUAAAGUUGACCAAAGUUCUAUGUCAAAUAACAAGCUGACGGAAAUGCAGGAAUUGUUGAAUCAGUUGGAUGAUGGUUCAGGAUCGAAUGGCGCCAAAUGGGGAGUGCCGAAAAUUAUCUACGCCUCGCGAACACAUUCUCAGUUGUCGCAGGCUAUGCAAGAAAUGAAAAACACAAGUUACAGUUUCAUGAAAGCUAUUAUUUUGGGUUCUCGGGACCAGUUAUGUAUUCAUCCGGAAGUUUCAAAAGAAGAAGGAAAUUCUGCGAAAACCUAUCUCUGCAAAGCAAAGAUCCAGUCGCGAACUUGUUCGUUUUAUAGUCGAGUUGAAAGCUGCAAAGAACGUCCAGAAAUUACGGGCAGUUCUAUAAUGGAUAUCGAAGAUUUGGUGAAAACGGGUACGAAAGUCAAAGCUUGCCCGUUUUUCCUGUCCAAAGAACUGAUUGAAAAUGCCGACAUUCUGUUCAUGCCGUACAACUACCUGUUGGAUCCACAAGCACGCAAAGCUAACAAUCUGGAAUUAUCCAAUACGGUGAUCAUAUUGGAUGAAGCGCACAACGUCGAAAAGAUGUGUGAAGAAUCGGCCUCCAUGCAGGUCAAAUCAUCCGACAUCGCGCUGUGUAUCGAUGAUGUGACUGCUAUCAUGAAAGUUAUGGAUAAAUCGAUUGCCAUUCCGGAGGAUGACGAAGGGAAAAAAGAUUUCACCAUCGAUGAUUUAGCAUUACUGAAGGAAAUGUUGCUAGCUUUGGAAAAAUCCGUCGAUGAGAUUCCGAUAAUGUUUUCACAGGGUGGAAAUACCUUUGUGGGAACGUACAUUUUUGAAAUACUAGAAAAAGCAAACAUCAAGGAAGGCAACUACCAUAUUAUUGCCCAGUUACUGGAGAACAUUGUUCAGUAUAUUGCCACAAUAACAGAAAAGAACAGCUUUGUCCGGCGUGGCGGUGGUUUGCAGGUAUUGGCGGACGCUUUGUCGAUUGUGUUUGCUGGUAGUGGUCAUGAGUACCGAGCUUCCAUCGAAAGAUGCUACAAGGUACAUAUAGACUUUGAAGAGCAAAAAAACGUACGGGGAAACGUUCGGCAAGCGGACGGUUGGACGUCAACGAAACAAAUGGUUCCAUCGGUGAAAUCUAACGCCAAAAAAGUGAGCUUCUGGUGUUUCAAUCCAGGUUUCGGAAUGCGACAACUGUUGGGGAAAAACGCCAGAAGCAUAAUAUUGACCAGCGGUACGUUGGCUCCACUGAAACCUCUGAUCAGUGAACUGGACAUACCGAUUGCCGUUCGAUUAGAGAACCCACACAUCAUCGACGGGAGUCAAGUAUGUGUGAAAAUUGUCGGACAAGGACCGGAUAAGGAAAGCCUCAACUCAAGUUACAGUAACCGAGACAAUCCAAAGUACGUUCAGAGUUUGGGUCGAACUAUCCUGUCUUUCUGUCCAAUAAUUCCUGGCGGUUUGCUGGUGUUCUUCCCGUCCUAUCCGCUACUGCACAAGUGUCAAGAAGCGUGGCAAGAAACGGGAAUUUGGGCACAAAUUAGUAGAACGAAACCGAUUUUUGUGGAACCCCGGGGGAAGCAGGAUUUUCUGAAUGCCAUGACGGAAUACUAUCAGAGAAUCAACGAUCCAGACGGAAAGGGAGCUAUAUUUAUGGCCGUCUGUCGAGGGAAGGUAUCCGAAGGACUGGACUUUGCCGAUAUGAACGGUCGUGCUGUGAUAAUCACAGGUCUCCCGUUUCCUCCACUGAAAGAUGCCCGGGUGAUUCUGAAGAAGAAGUACCUGGAAGAAGUGCGAACGAAAGAGAAUGAAAUUAUUUCUGGAGACGAGUGGUACUCUCUAGAAGCGUCCAGGGCAGUCAACCAGGCCAUCGGUCGAGUAAUUCGUCACAAAAACGAUUACGGUGCUAUUCUACUGUGCGAUAACCGCUUUCACAAUCAUCGACAGAAAGCUCAGCUCUCGGCCUGGAUUCAGCGACAUCUCAGUUCGACACAGCAGCCCAAUUUUGGUUCCGUCAUUGGUGAACUUUCCAGAUUUUUUCGCAACGCGGAAAAAUCGUUACCCCAAGCAAAACUUUCACGAUCAUUGGUUUCACUGUUACCGGAACCGGCACUGACAUACGCAGACUCUCACACAAACAGCUUGAUAGUAAAUCCGGAGACCAAGAAAAAAUUGGACGACAUUAAGAAUAACUUUCUCAAGAUAGAAAGCUCCAAUCAUGUGCCAAGUUUUAAGAUUUCGGAUUACCAACAGAAGCACGGCUCCAGCGCAGUGGCUGACAAACCAACGGAUUUUUUUGGACGCCUCAACACGCAAGUUAAAUCAAUCGAUUUCAAUGACAUGAGUUCCUACGCCAGUCAAGGUUCCUCCCAGUCAUUGGUCACUAUUCAUAAACGGGAGCGCUCAAACGAACAUCUAUCUGCGGGAAGCCACCAAGGUGGAUUAGUCAUGCAGAAAAAACGGAAAGUAGUGCUAAUUCCACAGGAAACCAUCAACCUGACCGGAGCCGACGACGAAAGCAACCGAGCGAUAGACGAUCCGAAUCGGCAGGCUCCGGAGGAUCGUGUGGAACUACUAAAAGUAAUCAAAACCUCCAUCAGUAUGGAAAAGUACAAGCUUUUUUUGACGUCUUUGACCACUUACAAGAAAGAUCAAUGCUUUGAACCGUUGAUGAACGGAAUACAAGAAGCGUUCAGUAAACCGAGCCUGUACUUUCUGCUACGAGCAAUGCGAAGAUUUGUGAAAAAAGAGCACGAGGCACAAUUUGAUGCGAAGAUUAAAGAAGUGUGUGGUUGAAUUUUAUACAUAACUCCACUUAACUGCCAGGAAAACGCAUAUAAGAGUCCUGUCCCGCAAAAUGCCAGUAGUCAUGCGGAACUAGGGAGAUAGUUUGCCCUAAAAUUGUGAUAUUGUUAUUAACAAAUGCAACAUUGUCAGUUUGUAUUCAUUAAAGUUUUUUAUUGAUUAAA
This is a messenger RNA of Malaya genurostris, 3547 nucleotides long. RefSeq names its product regulator of telomere elongation helicase 1 homolog (gene Rtel1). Bases 333 to 3374 code for a protein of 1013 amino acids. Gene Ontology annotation, biological process: DNA replication; negative regulation of DNA recombination; regulation of double-strand break repair via homologous recombination. Lineage: Eukaryota; Metazoa; Arthropoda; Insecta; Diptera; Culicidae. Gene Ontology annotation, molecular function: DNA binding; DNA helicase activity; DNA polymerase binding. Gene Ontology annotation, cellular component: nucleus. The transcript has 4 exons. The record is from RefSeq and is a predicted model, not a curated record.